Mesorhabditis belari is the source of this 642-nucleotide messenger RNA. The record is from the annotation of a GenBank genome assembly. NCBI's taxonomy places the organism in Eukaryota, Metazoa, Nematoda, Chromadorea, Rhabditida, Rhabditidae.
AUGAGCUAUUUCUAUACGCUUGUAAGCGUUUUCGUCUCAGCAAUCUUGGCUUUCCAUCUUGAUGAUCCGAUUGUGAUUGAAAGGCCACAGAAUAAGGUAGAAUGGGGCGAUGUGAUGCUCGAGUAUGAUCCAUCGCAAACACCAAUCGACAACCAUACGAUCUACGUCUCGAUUCGGAUAUUCAACGCGAAAUGGCAAAGCGAGGUGCUGUCGUUGGAUUUCGAAAUGCUCGAGCGGUGGACGGAUUCGCGUUUGAGAUUUCAGGAAAAGGAGGCAAAAGUCUUGUUGCCCAAAACCCAGCACAUUUGGACACCGGAAACAUAUUUUGUGGAUUCGAUUCGCGAUGAGAUUUUACGCGAAGCUACACUGAUCACAAAUCUUGGAGAAGUGAUUCGAAGAGAGCGAAGACAUCUCGAAAUCCCGUGUACACUGCAUUCAAAUAUGACCCUUUGCGAUCUCGGCAUCGGAUCCUACUCAGCCACCUCUCAACCCCAAUUCGAGUAUGCUGUCACCGAAUUUGGCUACACCAAAACGAGCAUCCUCGGCAACUACCUUGUUGCGACAAAAAUGCAGAAAAGUCUCGACGGCGACAAGCAGCGAAUCGCCGUGAUCUCGCUGCAAAUUCUCUUCAAUCAGCAGAAA